Mycena citricolor is the source of this 3784-nucleotide messenger RNA. The record is from the annotation of a GenBank genome assembly. Lineage: Eukaryota; Fungi; Basidiomycota; Agaricomycetes; Agaricales; Mycenaceae.
CAAGAAUUCUCUCGGUCAUUCAAUAUCUAAAAUAGGGCUCAUUUGAGAGAUAUGGGAAAUAGACGACGGCCACGUGACUGACAUCGAGAGCUAGGGUUAGGGCUACAAACAUCGAAACGGUCACUUGUGCCUUUGCGGAACCCAUGCACCACUGCUUGCUUGUUCCCGAGAUUGUCUCUGAAAUCUUUUCCUACUUCUCUCGCAAUGCUUCGAAGUUUGACCGCCGCACCCUCACGGUCCUAGCGCACACCUGCCGCAGCUUCUCUGACCUGGCGCUGGAUCUUCUGUGGGAGGAGUUGCACACGCUGCAGGAGAUCCUGAUCGACCUUAUGCCUUCUAUCGCAUCUGGUCCACGCCUUCUAUCGCAUCUGGUCCACGCCAACCACGGCCGUACAAUCGGCCUCUGGUAUUUGCCCGUGCGGUCACAGAACACGACUGGGACCGCGUUCUGAAGUAUGCGGGGCGGGUGAAACGGCUGUUGACUCUGAAUUCGGGGGAGCCCUCUUCAAUAACUCAGCGUUGCAUGGAGAUGCUCCACAUGACAAUGCCUCCAGGCUCAGGGUCGUUGCUCUUCCCCCACCUCGUCUCGCUAUCAUGGUGCGAGUCCCAAGGCAUGACACACCUCCAUGUCCUCCUUUCGCCCCGUCUUCGAACGCUCGUGUUGCGCUGCCUGCAAGCUGACCAGCAAGCGCUCUUCUUCUCUGCGCUCCCUAUCAUUGCUGCCCGGUGCCCGCUGCUGCGCGACGUAGUUUUGGAUGUGGAUCUCGACGAGCAGGAUCGUCUCUCGGCAGACAGCGUGAAUACAUCGUUGGUACACUUAUUCCGGACUUUGGGGAACCUCGAGCGAUUGGAUGUGCCCUUACUCGAUGCGAAGACGCUCCAGGCUAUCGCGGCGGUGUCGAAUCUCAGGAAACUGACGCUAUCGGUCAUCCCCGGAGCAGACUUCACCGACCUGAGUGAGUGGCCGUGCAGUUUCGUGCACCUGCGUGCGCUGUCUGUUCAAGAGAUCACAAUCGACCUUGCUGUGAAACUCGUGGAGCUGUGCGCUGGAUCACCAAUGGAGGUACUCCAACUUACGUGGACCUCUGGACCGUCCCCUGGCCAUUCGAAUCUGCCCGCCUUGACGAAAGCCAUGGCGGCAAACGAGGAGUGGCGGCACUCGCUGGUCUCAUUGACCGUUAAAUUCGACCAGUACGUCACGGAAACCCCGGCAGCCACUCCGCAAGGCAUCGCCUUCUCCGUCCUCGAGCCUCUAAUCGUCUUCACGGAACUACGCACCCUCUGCAUUACUACGCCGGACCCCCCGUCACUCACGAGCCCCGAGCUACGCGAAGCGACCGCCGGCUGGUCGCGUCUGGAGUCCCUCACGCUGGAACCGUGGAGCCCAUUUUGCGCUGUGCCUGAGACGCACAUCCAGUCUCUUGCCUGCGUUGUGCAGAACUGCCCUGCGCUGCUCACCCUCACCAUCCGCCCGCUCCGAACGGCCGGGCUUGUGCUUUCGGACGCACUCGCAGGCUUCAAGUACGAACCGCCGUUCUCCCCACUCAAGACGCUGGAUGUGGGCCGGUCGCCGCUCGAGUCGGAGCCAACGCCGACGGACAUAGCUCAGUUCUUAUCGGCGUUGUUUCCGAAUCUGGAAGAGCUUUGGUUUUCACCAGAGAUCACGGAGCCGAUUUUGCAUCCUGGGAACCCUGCGGCGAAUGAUAGUGCGUGGAAGGGACGCUGGGAUUGGGUGCAGCAACUGAUACUUGUGCUGUGUGAAGUGCGGGAGGAGGGGAGGACAGGUGUCUUUUUCUGAACGAGCACUCCCACGAAUCACACGAGGGGGUAUUGAAACCUGGCUCCACUGAUACUGUGUUUUCCAAUCUUCCGAUCUUAUCCGUAGAGUUGAGCUCUGGUCUUGGAUAGUGAAACGGAGCCUUGAAUGAUGUCAUCGGCGUAUGGACGGCGAAGUCUGACGAUGCAUGUGCCCCGAACGCCGUUUUGCUUUCAUUUGACGCGUCGAACAGACCAAGUAUCCUCGUGGUCCCAGCACAGGUCAAUAAUGGUCACACGUACAUCCCGCUUGACCAAGCGACAGUUGCUCACAGAGGCACACACAGGAUUAUCUAAGACGGUAUGGCGCAGAGGAUGUGUCUGCUUACGCCGUCGGACCGCCUAUUUAUACCCCAGCAAGCAAGCCAUGUGUUUCCGCCACGGAUCUGUGUGGAUGACAGUUGUCUGACGGUCGGUAGGUAAUCCGGAUCCGGAAACAGUGCGGGGACAGCCGCUGCUGUAAAAAACGGCACUAACUAUGUAGAUACCGGUCUCUCGUACAGCCUUCCCAUCUCCCUACCUUCUUCUUCCCGCUUCUGCUUUUUCACUAUUUCCUUCUCUCGCUGGGCGCAGAGCAUCGUUUCUCCUGUUUUCCGCUCUUUUCAUUCCUUCCUCGUGAUAUUCUCGUCCCGGCGCGCUUGAGGCGACGUUUCUCCGCCUCAGCGCACACGACACGUCGAAGCAGCAGCAUGUCGAUGAAGAGCCUCAUCACACUCGACCCGUUCGAUGCCACCCACGCGCUGGUCACGUCGCCGUUCGCCUCCCCGCGUGCACUCGCGACCGUCCGCCUUGCUGUCGGAGUGUACACAUUCUGCACGCUGGUGGUCAGCCUCAUCGGGGAUGGCACCGGGUUCUUCUCGUACUUCACACAUCUAUCGUAUACGGGCUUGUGCGCAUACUUCUUUGCAUCGGGAACACAAACGCUCGUGUAUGCGAUGAGGCUUGGCACGAUGAAGGCGCGGAUGGAUGUGGACGUGGAGUACCCGCUGCAGCGCUGGCCGCGUGCGUUACAGCUCCUGCACCUCGCGCUGCUUUCGACAAUCAGAGUCUUCCCGAUUCUGGUCUCUGUGGUUUUCUGGGGUGUGAUCUCCAACGGACAUACGUUCGAUAGCUCGUACGACACGUGGUCCGCAAUCUCCGUUCACUUGCUGAAUUCGGUCUUCGCUCUAUUCGAGAUAUUCUUCACCAACACCCCGCGCUCCGAGUGGAUCUUCCUUCCGUUGGGACUGCUGCUCCUGGCGAUGUACGUCGGCAUCGUGUACAUCACACAUACUGUGGAGGGUUUCUACGCGUACAAGUUCAUGGCACCGAACGGCAAGCCCCUGUCUCUUGCGCUGCAUAUUCUCGCGGUGGGCGCGGCUUACGUCGUCUGCUUUGUCGUUGUCUAUGGCUUCGUGGCGGGGAGGCAGUGGCUCGUUGCCAGAUCGCGGAGUGCUUCCGAUCAGAACAGUACACUGCAGCGAGCUGAGUCUGAUCUGAGCGAGAUGGGGGAGAUGAAGGUUUGAGGCGUUUGUUCCAGUGCUUCUAUCUUUGGACUCACUUAACUACUUUCGUAUGACAUUCCUUGUCCCAUUAGACUAUACGCGGACGGAAUGGGUUCAGGCUUAGAUAACUGCUUACUGGAUAAAUGUGGGGAAUGACAUAACCCUGGCGAAAACGCCGGCCUAUCCGACUUUAGCUCAGUUGGAAGAGCGCAAGAUGCAAUGGAAACCCAACAUAUCAUCUUGAUGCCACCCGUUCGAUCCGGACCCGUUACGUCUCUACAAUUCGUCGCUAUUACUUUGACACCGAGGCUCCGCUUCGGAAUGAACACAGGAGUAUGGGGGUACCUGAGGUCACUGAGCCUUGAGAUCUUCUCCUGUGCUGUUGCAAGCGUUUGUCGAUCAUGUUGGCGUCCGGAGUCUCGUGUUCUGUGUCAAGUUUCAUUUUAAUUGGAGACGCUGAGAGAACGAGAGUCAUAAAAAGUUUC